UCUGUCCUCCGUUCUGGGUGUGUCUGUCCCCACAGUGUCCACUGCUGUCCUUGCUCUGUGACUGCUGCCUGCCCUGCAGCUCUGACCGCCGCGGUGAGGCCUGAUUCUGGUCCUCUGGGAGUCUCCUGGCCUAACAGCUGUCACCAUGUCGGCCGCGCCCGGCCUCCUGCACCAGGAGCUGUCCUGCCCGCUGUGCCUGCAGCUGUUCGAGGCGCCCGUGACCCUCGAGUGUGGCCACAGCUUCUGCCGCGCCUGCCUGGGCCGCGUGGGAGGCGAGCCGGCUCCCGACGGCACCGUGCCCUGCCCUAGCUGCCAGGCCCCCACGAGGCCGCAUACGCUCAGCACCAACCUGCAGCUGGCGCGCCUGGUGGAGGGCCUGGCGCAGGUGCCCCAGGGUCACUGCGAGGAGCACCUGGACCCGCUGAGCAUCUACUGCGAGCAGGACCGCGCGCUUGUGUGCGGCGUGUGCGCCUCGCUCGGCUCCCACCGCGGCCACCGUCUGCUGCCUGCGGCCGAGGCCCACACGCGGCUCAAGGCUCAGCUGCCACAGCAGCAGCUGCAGCUGCAGGAGGCAUGCACACGCAAGGAGAAGAGUGUGGCCCUGCUGGAACACCAGCUGGUGGAGGUGGAGGAGACGGUGCGGCAGUUCCGGGGGGCUGUUGGGGAGCAGCUGGGCAAGAUGAGGGUGUUCCUGGCUUCCCUGGAAGGCUCGCUGGACCAGGAGGCAGAACGAGUUCGGGGCGAGGCCGAGGUUGCCCUGCGGCGGGAGCUGGCAGGCCUGAACUCCUAUCUAGAGCAGCUGCGGCAGAUGCAGAAGGUGCUGGAGGAGGUGGCUGACAAACCACAGACGGAAUUCCUCAUGAAAUACUGCCUGGUGACAAGCAGGCUGCAGAAGAUCCUGGCAGAGUCACCACCCCCUGCCCGUCUGGAUAUCCAGCUGCCUGUCAUUUCUGAUGACUUCAAAUUCCAAGUGUGGAAGAAGAUGUUCAGGGCUCUGAUGCCAGCGCUGGAGGAGCUGACCUUCGACCCGAGCUCGGCGCACCCCAGCCUGGUGGUGUCGGCCGCCGGCCGCCGCGUGGAGUGCGUGGAGCAGAAGGCGCCGCCGGCCGGCGAGGACGCGCGCCAGUUCGACAAGGCGGUGGCUGUGGUCGCGCAGCAGCUGCUGUCGGACGGCGAGCACUACUGGGAGGUGGAGGUGGGCGACAAGCCGCGCUGGGCGCUCGGCGUGAUGCUGGCGGAGGCGCCCCGGCGCGGGCGGCUGCAGGCGACGCCGUCGCAGGGCCUGUGGCUGCUGGGGCUGCGCGACGGGAAGGCGCUGGAGGCGCACGUGGAGGCCAAGGAGCCGCGCGCGCUGCGCACCCCCGAGCGGCGGCCGAGCCGCGUGGGGCUCUACCUGAGCUUCCGCGACGGCGUGCUCGCCUUCUACGACGCCAGCGACGCCGACGCGCUGGCCCCGCUCUUCGCCUUUCACGAGCGCCUGCCCGGGCCCGUGUACCCCUUCUUCGACGUGUGCUGGCACGACAAGGGCAAGAACGCUCAGCCGCUGCAGUACCAGGAAUUUCCAGCUCACCUGCUACUGCUGCCCUGA
Messenger RNA from Octodon degus (degu), 1588 nucleotides. RefSeq names its product tripartite motif containing 72 (gene Trim72). NCBI's taxonomy places the organism in Eukaryota, Metazoa, Chordata, Mammalia, Rodentia, Octodontidae. Gene Ontology annotation, molecular function: protein binding; zinc ion binding. The transcript has 8 exons. The record is from RefSeq and is a predicted model, not a curated record. The coding region runs from base 146 to 1588 and encodes 480 amino acids.